AUGCCUAAUGGAUCACUUGAGAAGUUCAUAUAUGAAAACAAAGAUCCAUUAAAGUUAAAUCUUCAAUUGAGUUGCAAAACUAUCUACAAUAUUGCAGUUGGAGUAGCCCGCGGAUUAGAGUAUUUGCAUAAGGGUUGCAAUACUAAAAUCUUACAUUUUGAUAUAAAGCCUCAUAAUAUAUUGUUAGAUGAUGAUUUUUGUCCUAAGGUUUCGGAUUUCGGACUUGCAAAAGUAUGUGCAAGAAAAGAAAGUAUCAUAUCUUUAUUGGGUACCAGAGGUACAGUAGGAUACAUUGCUCCUGAAGUGUUCUCUAGAAAUUUCGGCGGUGUCUCUCACAAAUCUGAUGUAUAUAGCUAUGGAAUGAUGGUUUUAGAAAUGGUUGGGGGAAAACAGAAUAACAAUGUUGUUGAAGUUGAACGGUCGAGUGAAAUUUAUUUUCCACACUGGGUUUACAAGCGUCUUGAACUGAAUCAAGAGCCUAGAUUGCGGAGCAUUAAAAAUGAAUUUGAUAAGCAAAUUGUGCAAAAGAUGAUUAUAGUAAGUUUAUGGUGUAUCCAGACGGAUCCAUCACAUAGGCCUGAAAUGAGUAAAGUGGUAGAUAUGAUGGAAGGUAGCUUGGAAUCUUUGCAAAUACCACCAAAACCUUGUCUCUUUUCACCUCCCAGGUCUCCCUCAAAAUCAUCAGAUUAUAACACUCACGCAUCUCAAGAUUUUUAUACUUCAGGGUCACUUCACUACACUGAUUCUGAACCUUUAAUCAUUACGCCUUAG
Molecule: messenger RNA, 771 nt
Organism: Vicia faba (fava bean)
Lineage: Eukaryota; Viridiplantae; Streptophyta; Magnoliopsida; Fabales; Fabaceae
Source: the annotation of a GenBank genome assembly